CUCACCCUUGAACCUUGCAGCAGCAGCUUCACAACUUCAGCCUCACUCUGCCCCGCUUGCCAACUCUGACAACAGUUCAACCCCGCCAUACUCAGACCACCGCAACACACAGGUACCACACACUACAAGAAGCCAGACCAAAAUGUCCAAGCCCAAGGUCUUCGUCCUCAAUCCCUACCAUCAAGAUGCUAUUGCCCUCCUCCAGCAAUCCAGCUCUGUUCAAGCAAUCCUCCCUGGCCAAGCUGGCUCAGACCAAUGGCACAACGAAGCCGAUGGAAUUCUAAUUCGCUCUGACACCCGCCUAACAGGACAAGACUUCGCCAUGGCCAAAAAGCUCAAAGUCGUUGUGAAGCUUGGGACUGGUGUCGACAACAUUGACCUUGAAGCAGCCAAAAAGCACAAUAUUGCAGUCUGCAACACCCCAGCCAUGAACGCCGAAGCCGUAGCAGAACUAACCCUCACCCUCGCCCUCACCGUCGCCCGCCGCGUCGUCGAGAUCGACAGGAAACUCAACCGCGGCGAAGAUUUAAUCCGCUCCCAACUCCUCGGCCAAUCUCUCUACCAGAAAUCCCUUGGCAUUGUCGGAAUGGGAAACGUCGGAAAAGCCGUAGCGAAAAAAUGGAUCGGAGCCAUGGAGGGCAAAAUCAUCGCCUACGAUCCUUUUGCUCCCAAUGGAGCCUGGGACGACAUCGAACAUCAUCGUGUCCUAGACCUCGACAUCCUACUCAAAUCCUCCGAUGUCAUAAGUUUACACGUCCCACGAACAGAUGAUACAACAGAUAUGAUUGACAAACGAGAAUUCGGUUUGAUGAAGAAGAAUGCUAUCUUAUUGAAUUGUGCGAGAGGUGGGAUUGUUAAUGAGGAUGCUUUGUUGGAUGCGCUGGAUGAGAAGAGGAUUUUUGGAGCGGCGCUGGAUGCGUUGGAUUUUGAGCCGCCGAGUUUGGAGAAGCAUGGGUUGCAUUUGGGGUUUGAUAAUUUGGUUCUGACGCCGCAUGUGGGUGGGACGACGGAGGAGAAUCAGAGUGCUAGUGGGAGGUUUGCUGUUGAGACUGUGGUUGCUGUGCUGGAGGGGAGGGAGGUGGAGAAUAGGGUGGUGUAAGGUCGCCGAUUGUUCUGAAGAUUUCUCCUGGGUUAAAUCUGUGAAAGACUGUGGUGACAAGAUUGAAUAUUGAGUGUAAUAUUGAGGAUUGUGGAAGAGGAGUUAAAGGUCGCCAGAGAUGUGUAUACCUAAGCAGAUUAUCAACGCCGGUGUAGCUUGCAAGGUGGCGUUCCGCG
Cercospora beticola is the source of this 1275-nucleotide messenger RNA. RefSeq names its product hydroxyacid dehydrogenase. Gene Ontology annotation, molecular function: NAD binding; oxidoreductase activity, acting on the CH-OH group of donors, NAD or NADP as acceptor. NCBI's taxonomy places the organism in Eukaryota, Fungi, Ascomycota, Dothideomycetes, Mycosphaerellales, Mycosphaerellaceae. The record is from RefSeq and is a predicted model, not a curated record.